Messenger RNA from Bombus terrestris (buff-tailed bumblebee), 9437 nucleotides. Its product is annotated as collagen alpha-5(IV) chain. The coding region runs from base 148 to 8181 and encodes 2677 amino acids. The record is from RefSeq and is a predicted model, not a curated record. NCBI's taxonomy places the organism in Eukaryota, Metazoa, Arthropoda, Insecta, Hymenoptera, Apidae. The transcript is spliced from 5 exons.
GUAUAUAAGCCUUCUUCUGCUGGCUACGUCUUCAGUCUUUCAGUUCGAACGGCACACUGCGUGUACAAUACGAAGAGAUCAUCAUCUGUACGAGACUGAGAUCGUCGUGACGAUGCCUUGCUAAACGGAAGCGACCGGUGCGUCAGGAUGCUCGGCCGUGUGCGCGCCGCUUUCUUCAGCCUGGUGAUUGCCACAUCUCUGUUGCAAUACACACAGCAACAAGGAAGUAGGCAGAGUAGAGAAGUAAUAUUGAACAUCAGUGACGAGCAGAAAAUUCAAUACCUAAAUCAAGAUUUCUAUUCGAAUGCAUAUAAUUAUGGCUAUGAAGUAAGUCCCAACGGACAAUUUCAUCACGAGGUACGCGGUCCAGACGACAUCACGUAUGGAUGCUAUGGAUAUAUUGAUCCAUUUGGAAAGCUGAAAACAACGUUCUACAUCAGCGAUGGUUGGGGAUAUCGAGUUGUUCAACCAGGAAACUCGGUUGAAUUGUUCCUUCAUGAACACGAACAUCACCACGAAGAUGACACAGGACAACAUCAUCAGGAACAUGAUGAUCAUCACGAUCAUCAUGGGGUGAUUACAGAAUGGGCAAAUUUGUAUUUCCCAGAAAUAUGUAGACAAUUCGAUGGAACAGGUUCCGGAUCAAACGUCAUACCAAUACCAGGAUAUCCUGGAAUGCCGGAAAAACCAUCACAACCAGGAUAUCCAGGCAAACCAGGAACUCCUGGUAUACCUGGCACACCAGGAACGCCAGGACAACCCGGCUAUCCUGGAACACCACCACAACCCGGAUACCCCGGCAAACCCGGAACACCUGGCACCCCUGGCACACCUGGAACGCCAGGACAACCCGGCUAUCCUGGAACACCACCACAACCCGGAUACCCAGGCAAACCCGGAACACCUGGCACACCAGGCACACCUGGAACGCCAGGACAACCCGGCUAUCCUGGAACACCACCACAACCUGGAUACCCAGGCAAACCCGGAACACCCGGAACACCCGGAACACCAGGAACGCCAGGACAACCCGGCUAUCCUGGAACACCACCACAACCUGGAUACCCAGGAACGCCUGGAACACCAGGUACACCGGGAACACCGGGAUAUCCUGGAACACCACCACAACCCGGAUAUCCAGGCAAACCCGGAACACCUGGCACUCCUGGCACACCUGGAACGCCAGGACAACCUGGCUAUCCUGGAACACCACCCCAACCUGGAUACCCAGGCAAACCCGGAACACCUGGCACCCCUGGCACACCUGGAACGCCAGGACAACCCGGCUAUCCUGGAACACCACCACAACCCGGAUACCCAGGCAAACCCGGAACACCCGGUACACCCGGAACACCAGGAACGCCAGGACAACCCGGCUAUCCUGGAACACCACCACAACCUGGAUACCCAGGCAAACCCGGAACACCUGGCACACCAGGCACACCUGGAACGCCAGGACAACCCGGCUAUCCUGGAACACCACCACAACCCGGAUACCCAGGCAAACCCGGAACACCCGGUACACCCGGAUCACCAGGAACGCCAGGACAACCCGGCUAUCCUGGAACACCACCACAACCUGGAUACCCAGGCAAACCCGGAACACCUGGCACACCAGGCACACCUGGAACGCCAGGACAACCCGGCUAUCCUGGAACACCACCACAACCUGGAUACCCAGGAACGCCUGGAACACCAGGUACACCGGGAACACCGGGAUAUCCUGGAACACCACCACAACCCGGAUACCCAGGCAAACCCGGAACACCAGGCAUUCCUGGCACACCUGGAACGCCAGGACAACCCGGCUAUCCUGGAACACCACCCAAACCUGGAUACCCAGGCAAACCCGGAACACCUGGCACCCCUGGCACCCCUGGCACACCUGGAACGCCAGGACAACCCGGCUAUCCUGGAACACCUGGUACACCCGGAACACCAGGACAACCCGGUUACCCCGGAAAACCGUCCCAACCUGGAAGUCCCGGAACACCUGGCACCCCUGGCACACCUGGAACGCCAGGACAACCUGGCUAUCCUGGAACACCACCCCAACCUGGAUACCCAGGCAAACCCGGAACACCUGGCACCCCUGGCACACCUGGAACGCCAGGACAACCCGGCUAUCCUGGAACACCACCACAACCUGGAUACCCAGGCAAACCCGGAACACCUGGCACACCAGGCACACCUGGAACGCCAGCACAACCCGGCUAUCCGGGAACACCACCCCAACCUGGAUACCCAGGCAAACCCGGAACACCUGGCACCCCUGGGACACCUGGAACGCCAGGACAACCCGGCUAUCCUGGAACACCACCACAACCCGGAUACCCAGGCAAACCCGGAACACCCGGUACACCCGGAACACCAGGAACGCCAGGACAACCCGGCCAUCCUGGAACACCACCACAACCUGGAUACCCAGGAACGCCUGGAACACCAGGUACACCGGGAACACCGGGAUAUCCUGGAACACCACCACAACCCGGAUACCCAGGCAAACCCGGAACACCAGGCAUUCCUGGCACACCUGGAACGCCAGGACAACCUGGCUAUCCUGGAACACCACCCCAACCUGGAUACCCAGGCAAACCCGGAACACCUGGCACACCAGGCACACCUGGAACGCCAGGAAAACCCGGCUAUCCUGGAACACCACCACAACCCGGAUACCCAGGCAAACCCGGAACACCUGGCACACCAGGCACACCUGGAACGCCAGGAAAACCCGGCUAUCCUGGAACACCUCCACAACCCGGAUACCCAGGCAAACCCGGAACACCUGGUACACCCGGAACACCAGGAACGCCAGGACAACCCGGCUAUCCUGGAACACCACCACAACCUGGAUACCCAGGCACGCCUGGAAUACCAGGUACACCGGGAACACCGGGAUAUCCUGGAACACCACCCCAACCUGGAUAUCCAGGCAAACCCGGUACACCUGGCACUCCUGGCACACCUGGAACGCCAGGACAACCCGGCUAUCCUGGAAAACCACCACAACCCGGAUACCCAGGCAAACCCGGAACACCUGGCACACCAGGCACACCUGGAACGCCAGGACAACCCGGCUAUCCUGGAACACGGCCACAACCUGGAUAUCCAGGCACGCCUGGAAUACCAGGUACACCGGGAACACCGGGAUAUCCUGGAACACCACCCCAACCUGGAUAUCCAGGCAAACCCGGAACACCUGGCACUCCUGGCAGCCCUGGCACACCUGGAACACCAGGACAACCUGGCUAUCCUGGAAAACCACCUCAACCUGGAUACCCAGGCAAGCCUGGAACACCUGGAACUCCUGGCACACCCGGAACACCUGGACAACCCGGAUAUCCUGGAACGCCACCUCAACCUGGAUAUCCAGGCACACCUGGAAUACCUGGCACUCCUGGCACACCCGGAACACCACCUCAGCCGGGAUAUCCAGGCAAACCCGGAAUACCUGGCACCCCUGGCACUCCUGGCACACCCGGAACUCCAGGACAACCCGGCUACCCUGGAAAACCGCCCCAACCUGGAUAUCCGGGCACACCUGGCACGCCUGGUACACCCGGAUCACCAGGACAACCUGGCUAUCCUGAAAAACCACCUCAGCCGGGAUACCCAGGCAAACCUGGAACACCUGGCACCCCUGGUACGCCCGGAACGCCAGGAAAACCCGGCUACCCCGGAAAACCGUCGCAGCCUGGAUACCCAGGCAAACCCGGAACACCUGGCACUCCAGGCACACCUGGAACGCCAGGACAACCCGGCUACCCUGGAACACCGCCGCAACCUGGAUACCCGGGCACUCCUGGAACGCCUGGACAACCUGGUUAUCCUGGAACGCCGCCUCAACCUGGAUAUCCUGGCACACCUGGAACACCUGGCACUCCUGGCACACCCGGAACACCACCUCAGCCUGGAUAUCCAGGCAAGCCUGGCACACCUGGAACGCCUGGUACACCCGGAACGCCAGGGCAACCUGGCUACCCUGGAACACCGCCGCAACCUGGAUACCCGGGCACACCUGGAACGCCUGGCACUCCUGGCACACCCGGAACACCACCUCAGCCUGGAUAUCCAGGCAAGCCUGGCACACCUGGAACGCCUGGUACACCCGGAACGCCAGGGCAACCUGGCUACCCUGGAACACCGCCGCAACCUGGAUACCCGGGCACUCCUGGAACGCCUGGACAACCUGGUUAUCCUGGAACGCCACCUCAACCUGGAUAUCCUGGCACACCUGGAACACCUGGCACUCCUGGCACACCCGGAACACCACCUCAGCCUGGAUAUCCAGGCAAGCCUGGCACACCUGGAACGCCUGGUACUCCCGGAACGCCAGGGCAACCUGGCUACCCUGGAACACCGCCGCAACCUGGAUACCCGGGCACACCUGGAACGCCUGGCACUCCUGGCACACCCGGAACACCACCUCAGCCUGGAUACCCAGGCAAGCCUGGCACACCUGGAACGCCUGGUACACCCGGAACGCCAGGGCAACCUGGCUACCCUGGAACACCGCCGCAAUCUGGAUACCCGGGCACUCCUGGAACGCCUGGACAACCUGGUUAUCCUGGAACGCCACCUCAACCUGGAUAUCCUGGCACACCUGGAACACCUGGCACUCCUGGCACACCCGGAACACCACCUCAGCCUGGAUAUCCAGGCAAGCCUGGCACACCUGGAACGCCUGGUACACCCGGAACGCCUGGGCAACCUGGCUACCCUGGAACACCGCCGCAACCUGGAUACCCGGGCACUCCUGGAACGCCUGGACAACCUGGUUAUCCUGGAACGCCACCUCAACCUGGAUACCCGGGCACACCUGGAACGCCUGGCACUCCUGGCACACCCGGAACACCACCUCAGCCUGGAUACCCAGGCAAGCCUGGCACACCUGGAACGCCUGGUACACCCGGAACGCCAGGGCAACCUGGCUACCCUGGAACACCGCCGCAACCUGGAUACCCGGGCACUCCUGGAACGCCUGGACAACCUGGUUAUCCUGGAACGCCACCUCAACCUGGAUAUCCUGGCACACCUGGAACACCUGGCACUCCUGGCACACCCGGAACACCACCUCAGCCUGGAUAUCCAGGCAAGCCUGGCACACCUGGAACGCCUGGUACACCCGGAACGCCAGGGCAACCUGGCUACCCUGGAGCACCGCCGCAACCUGGAUACCCGGGCACACCUGGAACGCCUGGCACUCCUGGCACACCCGGAACACCACCUCAGCCUGGAUACCCAGGCAAGCCUGGCACACCCGGAACGCCUGGGCAACCUGGAUACCCUGGAACACCAUCGCAACCUGGAUACCCGGGCAUACCUGGAACGCCUGGAUACCCAGGCAAGCCUGGCACACCUGGCACUCCUGGCACACCUGGAACUCCAGGGCAACCCGGAUUCCCCGGAAUACCACCUCAGCCUGGAUACCCCGGAACGCCUGGAAUACCCGGUGGCCCAGCGCAUCCAGGUUAUCCUGGUACACCAGGAAUUCCGGGCAAACCUGGGAAACCUGGGAAACCGGGGAAACCUGGUAAACCUGGGAAACCUGGCGUCCCAGCAAUUCCAGAACAACCACCAUAUCCUGGUUCAUCCGAAACUCCAGAAACUCCCGGCAUACCAUAUCCACCGCCAUAUCCACCAUCUCCUGAAUAUCCCGUCUCCCCUGGUAGUCCAGGGGCUCCCGGAUUGCCUGGAAUACCCGGAAUACCAGGUAAACCUGGCAGACCUGGCAAACCUGGCAAACCUGCCAAACCAAGCAAACCUGGACAUCCAUCACAUCCUGGUUACCCUGGAAGUCCCGGCUCACCAGGUAGUCCGGGUCAUCCUGGUUCUCCUGGUACGCCAGGACAUCCUGGCACUCCCGGGACACCAGGAACUCCUGGAAUACCCGGCACACCACCAAUACCUCCACGUCCAGGUUAUCCCGGCAUCCCUGGUACACCGGGAAUUCCCGGAACACCCGGAACUCCACCAAUACCUCCACAGCCAGGUUAUCCCGGCAUCCCUGGUACACCAGGAAUUCCCGGAACACCCGGAACUCCACCAAUACCUCCACAGCCAGGUUAUCCCGGCAUCCCUGGUACACCAGGAAUUCCCGGAACACCCGGAACUCCACCAAUACCUCCUCAGCCAGGUUAUCCCGGCAUCCCUGGUACACCAGGAAUUCCCGGAACACCCGGAACUCCACCAAUACCUGCUCAGCCAGGUUAUCCCGGCAUCCCUGGUACACCAGGAAUUCCCGGAACACCCGGAACUCCACCAAUACCUCCACAGCCAGGUUAUCCCGGCAUCCCUGGUACGCCAGGAAUUCCCGGAACACCCGGAACUCCACCAAUACCUCCACAGCCAGGUUAUCCCGGCAUCCCUGGUACACCAGGAAUUCCCGGAACACCCGGAACUCCACCAAUACCUCCACAACCAGGUUAUCCCGGCAUCCCUGGUACACCGGGAAUUCCCGGAACACCUGGAACUCCACCAAUACCUCCACAACCAGGUUAUCCCGGCAUCCCUGGUACACCGGGAAUUCCCGGAACUCCCGGAACUCCACCAAUACCUCCACAACCAGGUUAUCCCGGUACCCCCGGUACGCCAGGAACUCCUGGAAUACCAGGUAUACCUGGAAAACCUGGGAAACCUGGCAAGCCGGGCAGGCCAGGAAAACCUGGGGUUCCACCUGUCCCACCACAACCAGGAUACCCUGGAACACCGCCAUAUCCAGAGGUCCCUGGAAAGCCUGGGAAACCUGGACAUCAUGGACAUCCCGGAUCAUCAACCCCAGAUCAGCCUCCAUAUCCCCCAUAUCCAGGAUAUCCUCCCGGGCAUGAAGGCCCAAUUGGUGGUGUAGGUCCAGAUGGUCCCAAUGGCCCAUGGCCCAAUGGUCCGGAUGGUCCUCAAGGACCAAGUGGCCCAGGUGGACCAGGCGGACCAGGCGGGCCAGGUGGCCCUGAAGGUGGAAUUGGAGGAGUAGGAGGUAUAGGUGGCGAUGGACCUCCUGGUCCAGAUGGUCCAUGGCCGACAGGUUCGCCCGGUCCAGAUGGGCCAUGGCCUGGUGAUCCCGACUACGUGCCUGGAGCUCACCCAACAAUUCGUCCACACUACGAAGGACCAAUUAAGAUUCAAUAUCCCAUUAAGUAUUACGAACCUACGACGCCAACCUCUUAUGUUUAUCCGUUGUAUGGACAGAAGCAAGUAGAACGGUUAACCUCUAACUCUAAGUUCGAAUUGAAAUAUUUCAAUAAUGAAACUUCGAAGGAAGGCUACGAAAAGAACGUCGAAUCUACAACGUUUACAUAUCCAAGCAAAAUAAGCGGUCCCAUAGGAGUGAAGGAUACAUAUAUAAACUCGCAGUUUGGAAAUCGAUCCCAGAGACCAGGCUAUCAGACAGGACAAGUGAACCAAAAUGCGGACGAAAUUAAUUCCUUGCUGCAAACGCAACGAAAGGAAUUGCGUAAAUACACAGAACAGGAAGACCAAAGUAACUACGAAGAUCUUAAGAAAAUUGUAUCGCAAAUUCCUCAAACUGUUUACGACGAAGUAGGUCCUACCACUAGUGAGAAAUACUCCAGCCGAGAGAGAUUGCAACAGAGCUCUCGCGAGAAUCGUAAAUAUCCCCAACAAGUGACGAAAUUGAGCGAACCGGUGAUUCGAAUAGAAACGAGCCCCGAAGAAAAUACUGCCGCGCUUAUCAAACAGGUAAACCAAUUAUCUGAAAAAUCUAGCGAACCGAACUUCGAGUUCGCUGCGAUCGGUGUUCAGCCACCGAAUCCGAUCAAUAUCAAGCCCUACGAGCAGUCUGUAGGGCCAGACCCUGAAACCUGUCCCUGUUACCUUGUCGAGCCUGGAAACGAUACAGUCACAACCACGAGCACGACAUCCAUUCCUCUCAUUGGUCAGCUUGGCUUCAUUCCAGUAGUAUUUGUACCAUACUGUCCGGGCAACGACGAGACGGACAGCGAAAACAUGAAAGACAUGUUCCCCUCUGCAAUGCCUGUCCCAUAUGCAUGCGACACGUGCGGUUUGCAAACCGGAAAAAUCGAAACGAAGCUUCUCAGCGUGAAUCAGCUUGGCAAUAUAGAGAAUCUUCGCGAGGCCUUGCGGCAAGCAAAACUUGGCUUUUUAAAUGUUUCAGCACGGCGUCGGACGGAAAGGAGGGGGGCGAAGAGUCGGCACGUCAAGUGAAGAGUGCGAUUGCGAUUCACGGAUUUUAGUUCGUCAUUCGGCUACAGGGACAGCCGAGAAUUUCCGCGGGAACGGUUCGUAAAACGGAGAAACACUGCCCGUCCGUCAGCUGCUGGACAGCUGAAGGAUGGCCAAAGAGAGACACGAUCGAAAACCAACGAGAAAAAUCAUCGUCUCGCAAUGGGUAACCAUAAUCUGUACGUUCUUACAGGAUUAGGUGGAAGCUGACAGAGUGAAAGUAACGGAUCAUGGUACUCAGAACGAUCGACUAUGGUUAUCCAGAGGUAGCGUACUGGCUAACGUACAUAACAGUUUUGCAUUUUCGUUCUUAACUUUUUUCUCUUUUAACACGGAUGAUAAUUUAUGGAACAGUUUUUAAUAAUUAAGCCUGGAAAGUAGAACGUUACUGUUUGUUGCAGCGACGGGGAUAACGAAACGAAACUGGAAUACAGUUUCUAGAAUCGUUUCCGCGAGCAGUAAAUUAAUAAUGUGCCGGUUUAUGUUUCAUAAAAAAUUCAGGAUACGUAAGGAUCAAUGCAGGAUAAGGUAUUCGAUGUUUGUCAUAUAGCAAACCUUUGUAUUAUCGUCGAAUUCGAAUGUUUCCGUAGUUCUCCCUCUUCGUAGUUAUAACGAUGCAAAAAAUAUAUUUAGUUUACCUUCUAGUUAUAAUAUAUCAUCUAUUAUUUAAUUUCAAGGAUACUAUUUCGUUUCGCUCGAUGUUGAUCGCGUAAAAAGUUAUAAACUAUCUGAUAUUUAAUUGUAUCUUCGUUUAAAGAUCUUCUUUCGACUUAAUUUGUAUAAACAUCGUGAGAAAUGGAAUCAUCCACUGUAUUCUCGUGUUUAACGUAUGCUUGAGGUUAAAUAUUGAUCGUACAAGUGCUAAUACGUACUAUAAUUCUUAUUGAGCACGUACAGAACUGUCGCCACGGAUAGAAAAAUUCUUAAGGAUCAAUCUUUUUCCAAAAAGUAUAGGGUUUAAGGUACGUGGAAUACUUCAAGCGAAUAAUGUAGAUUGUUAAAAAUCGAACUUAAUUAAACUUCAUAUUUAACUGUACAUGCUCGAUAUCUUAACAAAAUACUUCUAUUUGUACAUUGGCUAUAAGAUACGUAGUAUAUGUCUUCUUCCGUAGCAUAGUGGUCGACGAAAUUUUCAAUAAAUUAUACGUAAUUGUACAUAUCGAUAUUACGUUCAUCCAAUGUUCCUUAUAAGCAUGAAUCAUGCAUUUUUGCCUAAAUAAAACUAAUCAUCAAACAUC